Molecule: messenger RNA, 3684 nt
Organism: Vitis riparia (riverbank grape)
Lineage: Eukaryota; Viridiplantae; Streptophyta; Magnoliopsida; Vitales; Vitaceae
Product: pentatricopeptide repeat-containing protein At4g02750
Exons: 2
Coding region: 28-2328 (766 amino acids)
Biological process (GO): RNA modification
Molecular function (GO): zinc ion binding; RNA binding; protein binding
Source: RefSeq, a predicted model, not a curated record
UCAAAGAAAGAAGAAGGUUGAAAAGUGAUGGCAAUGCGCGGGAGCAACCGCUUCAGACAGUUACACAGCAGAAGCUGCCUACGCUCCCUCCAAACAACCACCACUGCAAAUCGGAAGCCGUCAACAAGAAAACAACCCAAAACGACGUCGUCCCUCGCCACUGACGCCGACAUUGUGAAAUGGAACAUUGCCAUCACCAACCACAUGCGAAACGGACAAUGCGACUCCGCUCUCCGCCUCUUCAACUCCAUGCCUCGCCGGAGUUCGAUUUCUUGGAACGCCAUGAUCUCCGGUUACUUAUCGAAUGAUAAAUUUUAUCUCGCUCGCCAGUUGUUUGAGAAAAUGCCCACAAGAGACUUGGUUUCAUGGAAUGUGAUGAUUAGUGGGUGUGUCCGGUAUCGGAAUCUACGGGCUGCGCGUUUGUUGUUUGAUCAAAUGCCUGAAAGGGAUGUUGUUUCGUGGAAUGCGAUGUUAUCCGGUUAUGCGCAGAAUGGGUAUGUGAAGGAGGCUAAGGAGAUUUUUGAUGAGAUGCCAUGUAAGAAUUCAAUAUCUUGGAAUGGAAUGCUUGCAGCGUAUGUGCAGAAUGGGCGGAUAGAGGAUGCGCGGAGGCUAUUUGAGUCCAAAGCGGAUUGGGAGUUGAUUUCUUGGAACUGUAUGAUGGGUGGAUAUGUGAAGAGGAAUAGGUUGGUUGAUGCGAGGGGAAUUUUUGAUAGAAUGCCAGAGAGGGAUGAAGUUUCAUGGAAUACUAUGAUUACGGGGUAUGCCCAGAAUGGGGAGUUGUUGGAAGCACAGAGAUUGUUUGAGGAGUCUCCAGUUCGGGACGUCUUCACUUGGACAGCAAUGGUGUCAGGGUAUGUGCAGAAUGGGAUGUUGGAUGAAGCCAGAAGAGUUUUUGAUGAAAUGCCGGAGACGAAUUCAGUUUCAUGGAAUGCUAUUAUCGCAGGUUAUGUGCAAUGUAAGAGAAUGGACCAGGCAAGGGAGUUGUUCGAGGCUAUGCCUUGUCAGAAUGUUUCUUCUUGGAAUACAAUGAUUACUGGCUAUGCACAGAAUGGUGAUAUUGCUCAAGCUAGCAAUUUUUUUGACAGGAUGCCUCAGCGUGAUUCCAUCUCAUGGGCAGCUAUUAUUGCUGGAUAUGCCCAAAGUGGCUAUGGUGAAGAGGCUUUGCAUCUAUUUCUGGAGAUGAAGAGAGAUGGCGAAAGAUUGAAUAGGUCUACAUUUACAAGUAUUUUGAGCACAUGUGCUGAGAUUGCUGCUUUGGAAUUGGGGAAGCAAGUGCAUGGACGGGUUGUAAAGGCAGGAUUGGAAAGUGGGUGUUAUGUGGGGAAUGCACUUCUUGUAAUGUAUUGUAAGUGUGGAAGCAUAGACGAUGCAUACAUUGUGUUUGAGGGAAUUGAAGAAAAAGAAGUUGUGUCAUGGAAUACAAUGAUUGCUGGUUAUGCAAGACAUGGAUUUGGCAAAGAGGCUCUGAUGCUUUUUGAGUCAAUGAAGAAAACCGGUAUCCUACCAGAUGAUGUCACAAUGGUUGGCAUUUUAUCUGCAUGUAGCCAUACUGGCUUAGUAGACAAAGGCACAGAAUAUUUUUAUUCAAUGACUCAGGAUUAUGGUAUAACUGCAAAUUCAAAACACUAUACUUGCAUGAUUGAUCUUCUGGGAAGAGCAGGGCGCCUGGAUGAUGCCCAAAAUCUAAUGAAGAACAUGCCUUUUGAACCUGAUGCUGCAACAUGGGGUGCUUUGCUUGGUGCUAGCAGGAUUCAUGGCAAUACAGAGUUGGGUGAAAAGGCUGCUAAGAUGAUUUUUGAGAUGGAACCUGAUAAUUCAGGAAUGUAUGUUCUUCUUUCAAACUUAUAUGCAGCUUCUGGGAGGUGGGGUGAUGUUGGUAGGAUGAGAUUAAGAAUGAGGGAUAGAGGUGUGAAGAAAGUGCCUGGGUAUAGUUGGGUUGAAGUGCAAAACAAGAUUCACACAUUUACAGUUGGGGAUUCUGUUCACCCAGAGAGGGAUAGGAUAUACACCUUUUUGGAAGAGUUGGAUCUCAAGAUGAAGAAGGAGGGUUAUGUUUCUUCUACAAAGUUGGUUUUACAUGAUGUAGAAGAGGAGGAGAAGGUGCAUAUGCUCAAGUAUCAUAGUGAAAAACUAGCAGUUGCAUUUGGAAUACUGGCCAUUCCUGCUGGAAGACCAAUCCGUGUGAUAAAGAAUUUGCGGGUGUGUGAAGAUUGCCACAAUGCAAUGAAACACAUAUCCAAGAUUGUGGGAAGGUUGAUAAUCUUAAGGGAUUCUCACCGCUUUCAUCACUUUAAUGGGGGCCAAUGUUCUUGUGGGGACUAUUGGUGAGAUUGGAAUGGUCAAUAAGGAGAAAAAGCAAAUGAUUGCUUCUGAAAAUUUACUCACCAAACGUUUAACCCUUGUGGGUGAACAUGUUCCUUUCUUAUUUUCUGUUUGGUUGGUGUUUUUUAUAACUCGUGCAAGGAGAGAAUGGACACAACUGCUGCUUCCUUCAAUGGUGGAUUACAUUGUGUGGAAAAGAAAACCCAUUUCUACAAGGACUUCUAGUUAGAUGUGGAACUACAGUCAACUCCUUCAAAAGCUCAAAAUGAUCAAUCUGUACACCUUCUACAUGCUAAUAAUUUAAAGAAAUUAAGAAAAUAGCGCUGCCAUUACUAUUGGAAGCUGUGGUUUAUGAUCAUGAUCAUUUUUUGAAGAUGUCAGGAUGCCAGACAAAUAGAAAUUUGAAGAAUAAGUUCAUCGUGAAAGGAAAAGGUGCUUUAGAUUCAGCCAAAAACAUGGAGGUGAGGAGACUACAUCUAGUUCUGUUGGAAGCUGCAUCAUCAACCUAGAUCAAAAGAAAGCUUUUUGUUGACUCUAUCCUUGAUUUUUGCUUUAAAACUUUACUUUGAGAUAUAUGAUUUCUUUCUGUCUGUAAAAGGCUUCCUUGUGCUGUUAAAUAAGAGCUUUAUAAGUGAGAAGACUAAUACUGGAAUUCUUGAGAAAUCCAGUUUCUGUUUAGUGCAUUUCUGAACAUCGGAUUUCCAUGUCUGCAGGGAAGACAGGCACACACCUGGAAUGCAAAAACAUUACUGAACAAGAGGUCUCAAACAACUUCAACCAAAGGUCAUAAGUAGAAUGGCGGUAACCUGCAUGUCAUACUCUUCCCAGCCAGCAUCUCCAACCUGACUUUGUAUCUGCAUCCUGCUGGUGUUCAUUUUACAUCCAAAUGCCAGAUGUUAGACCAAGAAGACUAUACCUUAUACAUCAGUUUUGGCUUCCAGCAGUCAUCUCCAAGGUGGAGCAAAACUUGAUUGCCCUUGCUGAAUUGAUCUGCUCCUCCCGGGAGAUGACUACUGGAAGCCAAAACUCGUAUUUGUGUGUGUGUAUGCUCUGUUUGCUUCUUUUCAGUUUUUUAGACUUGAGCUGAGGAAAUAAGUGAAGGCCAGUCCUGAAAAUCACAUGCCUCUCUUAACAGGAAAAGAAAAAGGAAAAAAUAAAAAAAUAAAAAGGGAAAAAAAGAAGAAAAGAAAUUGUACUUCUGCUAAUGUUCUGAGAGAACGGUAUGAACUUAGUGAUGUGCUAUAUGGAAAGGGCGAUUUGCUGGAGAAUGUUUGUGUUACAACUUUGUAUGAAGCUACUUUUGUAAUACCCUCAUCCAAAUUUUUUACUUUCUUUGUGAAAUAAAAAUAAUUAUUUCGGUUA